Molecule: messenger RNA, 1005 nt
Organism: Theobroma cacao (cacao)
Lineage: Eukaryota; Viridiplantae; Streptophyta; Magnoliopsida; Malvales; Malvaceae
Source: RefSeq, a predicted model, not a curated record
AUGGCAGAAAAUCGAAAAGUGUUAUUUGUAAAGCUGAAAUUGAAGGAUACUGCACUUCAAUGGUGGAAGAGAGUUGAAGAGCAACGUGCACGACAAGGUAAGCUUAAAAUCAGCACUUGGGAGCACAUGAAAAGCAAAUUACGAAAGCAAUUUUUACCUGUUGAUUAUACUAUGGAAUUAUAUGAAAAAUUUCAUUGUUUGAAGCAAAAUAACAUGACCGUUGAGGAGUAUACAUCGGAAUUCAAUAACUUAUCAAUUCGGGUUGGGUUAGCUGAGAGUAACAAACAAAUUACUUCUCGUUAUCUUACUGGUUUAAAUCAUUUUAUUAGAGACGAUAUGGGAGUAGUUCGUUUAUACAACAUUGAAGAUGCUCGUCAAUAUGCUCUAUCAGCAGAAAAACAGGUUUUACGCUAUGGUGCUAGAAAGCCCUUAUAUGGCACCCAUUGGCAAAAUAAUUCUAAAGCAAGACGAGGUUACCCAACAUCCCAACAAAAUUAUCAAGGGGCUGCCACAAUCAAUAAAACUAAUAGAGGUGCAGCCAAUGUUGAAAAGAAUGAUAAAGGCAAGGGUAUAAUGCUUUAUGGAGGACAAAACAGUUUUGGUUCUACAAAUAAAGGAGGCAGCAAUUCCCAUAUUCGAUGCUUUACUUGUGGGGAGAAGGGAUACACUUCUUUUGCUUGCCCACAACGAAGGGUGAACUUAGCAGAAUUAGGGGAAGAGUUAGAGCCUGUUUAUGAUGAUUAUGAGGAGGAGGUAGAGGAAAUCGAUGUUUAUCCUGCACAAGGUGAGUCAUUAGUGGUACGAAGAGUAAUGACAACAACAGUAAAUGAGGAAGCAGAAGAUUGGAAGAGGCUAAGUAUUUUUCGCACACGAGUUGUUUGUGAAUGUAAAGUGUGUGAUCUUGUCAUUGAUGGAGGAAACAUGGAAAAUAUUAUUUCAAAAGAGGCAAUAGACAAAUUGAAGCUUCCUACAAGCAAACAUCCUCAUCCUUACAAAAUUAGAUGA